Messenger RNA from Mercurialis annua (annual mercury), 375 nucleotides. RefSeq lists its product as uncharacterized. Lineage: Eukaryota; Viridiplantae; Streptophyta; Magnoliopsida; Malpighiales; Euphorbiaceae. The transcript has a single exon. The coding region runs from base 1 to 375 and encodes 124 amino acids. The record is from RefSeq and is a predicted model, not a curated record.
AUGGACUGCUUAAUCUUGCCCGUGUCAAUACUCCGAAAGCGUUACACUUCACGCUCCCGGCUAGGCUACCGGUCACUAAACAAAGACGGAUUUAAUGAUGGCGACCGGCCGGUGACUGUGGUGGUUGGUAAAGAAAAAAGAGAGUUUUUGGUGGAUCCAUUCGUAUUGGACGAAAGUCCAUUUCGAGUUCUGAUCGAAACGGUGAGAAAUGAGAAGAUGAUUGAUUUUGAUGAUAUGAAGAAGAAGAGGAUUAUAUAUGUGGAUGUGGAUGCAAUUUUGUUCGAGCAUAUGUUGUGGCUUAUGUAUAAUGAUUGUUCAUAUUUGUUUCAGCUUAAUAUUGAGGAGAUAAUUGAUUUUUAUGCACAUGAUUAUUAG